Messenger RNA from Bemisia tabaci, 965 nucleotides. RefSeq lists its product as uncharacterized. Lineage: Eukaryota; Metazoa; Arthropoda; Insecta; Hemiptera; Aleyrodidae. The record is from RefSeq and is a predicted model, not a curated record.
AUUUUAUCUCGGCUUCAAUGCCUUGCGUUGCGUUUAUGCUAUCAUUCAGUUCUAGUUAAACGACCUCUGUGCCCACAAAAUGUUGCGAUUCCUGCUAUUUUGCGUGUAUGCCUUUCAUCAAACAGUUAAUGGAUUUCUAGACCUAUCAGAAGGAGAUGUAGAACCUGUGGACAAAGACGGAAAAACGUUGCACUUGCAACCUCUUGCGGCUAAACCUGGGAAAUAUGAGAUUAACUUCGGUACGCUAGUAGAUGAAUUCAAGAACAUAGAGGUCCAGCGCCAAUCCGCGUUGAAAGGAAUGUUGCAAAAUCCCGAUGUGACAAGGAGCAACCGGACAGCGAAAUUUCUGGAGGUUGCCAGGGAACUGGAUACAGCUUUUAUGCAAAUACGGAUCUACUGCGAUGCUGCUCAAGUUGUCUUCAAAACUACCAACUUUACCCACCCAGACAAUAACUUCCUUCAGGCAGCAGCUGUCAUGAAAAAAGAGAAGAAGUUGGACGAUCAGAUAAUGGAGUUAUCUGAUCUAUUUGACAGGAUGGAAACUAGUGUUAAAGAUUUGACGGAGGAGGAAUGCGAUCCUUUACAACCUUUCGUGUUGUGUAUAUCAUACGGACAAAUGAAAUUAGAGCAGUUAGCCGCACAAUUCAACAAAGACUAUGAGAAAACUUUGCUAAUCGCCGGAGGAAAAGCUCGGACUUAGCAGAUACCCUUGCAUUCCGCGAGAGUAGCGGCUUGUUAUAAUCGAAUGGCUUGGAGGACAAGGCGCAUAAGUGCAGUUUUUGAAAAAAUGGACCACUAGACAAUGUACAAAAUCAAGCAUUCUGAAACAUAUCUCCCAACAAAAAUUUCAUGUAGAACACAAUUAAAGGAACGAAAAUGGACCAUUAGACAAGGUACAAAUUUCAGUUUUCUGAUACAUGUGCUUAACCAAAAUUUCACGUAAAACACGAUGCGGACAACGAAAA